Messenger RNA from Brienomyrus brachyistius, 1037 nucleotides. It is a transcript of the gene pqbp1, whose product is annotated as polyglutamine binding protein 1. Bases 203 to 820 code for a protein of 205 amino acids. The record is from RefSeq and is a predicted model, not a curated record. NCBI's taxonomy places the organism in Eukaryota, Metazoa, Chordata, Actinopteri, Osteoglossiformes, Mormyridae. Gene Ontology annotation, cellular component: cytoplasm; nuclear body. Gene Ontology annotation, molecular function: ribonucleoprotein complex binding; protein binding. The transcript is spliced from 7 exons. Gene Ontology annotation, biological process: alternative mRNA splicing, via spliceosome.
AAUCAAAACGCGUUUUAUGUGGAUGCGCUGAGCGGAGCGGCAUAGUGUAUGCAAAUCUGCUAAGUGAUCUAGAUAUGGUUUAAGCAUUUGGUAAAAGUUUAUUUCAUUUUUAAAAACAAAAUUCGACAAAUUUUGUAAUAGUUUAGUGUCGUUAUCUUCCACCCAAGCAAACCCUGUAACAAGGUUUUGUCCCUAAGGAAAGAUGCCCCUGCCGCCAGCCUUGCUAGCUCGCCUGGCCAAGAGAGGCAUCCUGAAGCACUCGGAACACGAGGCGGAAGAGGAGAUCAUCGCUGAAGAUUAUGAUGACAACAACGUGGACUACGAGGCCACCAGAGUUGAGAAUUUACCAAUGAACUGGUACAAAGUAUUUGAUCCUGCUUGUGGCCUGCCUUAUUACUGGAAUGUGGAUUCCGACCUGGUGUCCUGGCUCUCCCCAAAUGACCCCAGUUCUGUCAUCACCAAGGCUGCCAAGAGGCUGAGAACUGAGAUGGGAGAGGAACGAGGGGAGAGGCAAUUUGAGAAGCCAGACAGAGAACGAGAAAGGGAGGAAAUCAGGGAAAAGAGGCUACAGCGCAGGGAAGACAGUGCCCCCUACAGCAAGAACAAGAGAGGUCGAGAGAGGGAAGAGAUGGACCCAAUGGACCCAAGCGCCUACUCUGACGCCCCCAGGGGAACCUGGUCCACUGGGCUGCCCAAGAGAAAUGAGGCCAAAACAGGCGCCGACACCACAGCAGCUGGACCCCUGUUUCAACAAAGGCCGUACCCGAGCCCCGGGGCUGUCCUCAGGGCCAACGCAGAGCUCACCAAGGCCAAAGAGUGAAGGGGAAGACGCAGACUGCAAACCAUGCAGAGCGCUCGCACGCCACUGGAUUUACUGCUGUGAUGGCGUCAGUCACGGAAGGAAUGGCCCAGUGGGGUGGGUGGGGGGGACGACUUUGGGCUAUGGGGUUUAUGUACGUUUGUGUUGGCAUGUUUUAGGAUUAAUCUUGACUGCAGAAGUUAAAAUUUUCAUGUAAAUAAACGAUCCAGACAAAGAG